UUCUGGCCCAUUUUUGCCAACCUUUCAUCUUCAAUUCUCAAAUGUUCACACUCCUUACUUUCUACCUAGGCAUCAAACUAUCUUAUGAAGUUUUGUGUCUUGCCGGCAGAAGACUCGGGGUUGGUAUACCUCGGAUCGAUGCAGGACGAGGGAGUAAAUGAUCAUGGGCAAAAUGGACAACCGAACACCAUUGCACCUAACCUCCAAAGCAUCAUCGACACCUCCCUCCUCCUUGCCAUCAUAUACACCUACAUCGUUAACUGACUCAGAGGCUCCAGAACAGGCACCAGCCCACUCCCAAACCCAAUCAUUCACGACCGGCUUUGCCGUGCUUCUUUACAACGUAGGCGAUGUAUUGGGUAAUUUAUGUGCUGUAUGUUGUCGCGGAGAGCUUGGGCGUUCGUUGCACACCCCGCUCCUCUUGUCUCCAACACCUCCCUCGUUCACACUCGACUUGGUUCAGGUCCUUCUAGCUAUUUCUGUUAGUCCUGUUCGGGUGGCAUGACUAUGGCCGGGACGUUCAGUGCAAGAAGCCGGCAAUGGGGGAAUGAGGAGCGAAUGUAUCCUGGAGGAGGAUAGCUGGGAUGUCGUAGAACUUGGUGGAGAAGAGGGAUUUAGAUAACCCGAAUUUGGUGCAGCUGAUUGGCUUGACGCCCCUGCCUACUAGUAACCUGCACAAGCUCUGGGUCUGCUUCUCCCAUCAAGAACAUCGCUGUAUCGCUUACUCUUCUUGUCUCUAUGGCGGGCUGCCUCACUCUCUUCCUCUAAGCGGAGCUCAUGUACACGGAUUCACACAUUGUCGGACAGUAUAAAUCAUUCAUCUGUUUCUUUUUUGGUGGAAUGGUAUUGCAGGAAGGCGGCUGGCCGUAGGUUAUUCAUCUAUAUUUUUCUCCUGGCGCACAGUGCACUCAAUUUACGACACCAUUAUUCUUUGUAUGGUUUACGCCUUGGCUCGAAGCUUUGCAUUAACUGCUUUACAUAACCUUUUA
This is a messenger RNA of Suillus subalutaceus, 989 nucleotides long. RefSeq lists its product as uncharacterized. Lineage: Eukaryota; Fungi; Basidiomycota; Agaricomycetes; Boletales; Suillaceae. The transcript is spliced from 4 exons. The record is from RefSeq and is a predicted model, not a curated record. The coding region runs from base 158 to 505 and encodes 115 amino acids.